AAAAACAAAUCAUGAAGGUUGUAGGCUCAUUGGGUGUGGCUCUAUGCUUGUUCUUGGUCGUAGGUGUUUUGGUUGAGGUGGUUCAAAUGGCAGAAGGGAACACGACGCCGAGCCAAUGCAAGCAGGAGACGGACCUUCUGGUGAGUGCAUGCAAGAGCGCAGUGAUAAUAGGGCUCAAACCCUCUGCAAACUGCUGCCAACGUGUCAGGGUGACACAUUUCGAGUGUGCGUGCCCUUAUGUCACCCCCAAGGUGGCCAAUCUGAUCCCUCUCGGCCGUACGAUUAAGCAGAUUGAAGGCUGUGGAAGAAGCGUCCCUCGCAACUUCAAGUGCGGCAGUAUCACCACUCCACCAUGAGAAGAAGGACGAAUAUUAUUUCUAGCUACAAGAAUACAUUAUUAUGCUUGAUUAUCAAAUAAAGAGUCAUCUUAAUUAGCUUUCUUUCAAGCUAAGAGUUACAUAAAUUUGAAGUGCACAAUUCAUGUGCACUUAUGUAAUACAUGUAUGACUUUCCUCAAAUAAAAGUGAAUUAUAAGA
This is a messenger RNA of Prunus avium (sweet cherry), 536 nucleotides long. RefSeq lists its product as uncharacterized. NCBI's taxonomy places the organism in Eukaryota, Viridiplantae, Streptophyta, Magnoliopsida, Rosales, Rosaceae. The record is from RefSeq and is a predicted model, not a curated record.